Molecule: messenger RNA, 1092 nt
Organism: Magnolia sinica
Lineage: Eukaryota; Viridiplantae; Streptophyta; Magnoliopsida; Magnoliales; Magnoliaceae
Product: cytokinin riboside 5'-monophosphate phosphoribohydrolase LOG8-like
Exons: 7
Coding region: 242-835 (197 amino acids)
Biological process (GO): cytokinin biosynthetic process
Cellular component (GO): nucleus; cytosol
Molecular function (GO): hydrolase activity, hydrolyzing N-glycosyl compounds
Source: RefSeq, a predicted model, not a curated record
AAAAAGCCAAGAACUUAACAGUCGUUGGAGGUGUUGAUGCUGAUUGAUUGGAAGCAAAAUCAAUGAUAUUUGAGGCCAGUUUCUCAAUAUAAAACUCUACCUCCUACGAACCAAAAAACCCAACGGAGAUAAAAAGGAGAAAUUUCAAAGGCUGUUUAGAGAUUUCUCGUUCUCAUGUUUUGAUUUUUGAAGCUUUUUUUUUUCUUUUUAUUGGUUGAAUUGUAUAAAAGAGAGCUGAUUGAUGGAAGGCAACAUUCGACACAAGUUCAAGAGAGUCUGUGUCUUCUGUGGGAGUAGCUCCGGCAACAGAACAGUCUUCGGUGAUGCUGCUCUUGAUUUGGGUCAUGAACUGGUGAAGAGAAGGAUAGAUUUGGUUUAUGGGGGAGGGAGUGUGGGAUUGAUGGGUUUGAUCUCCCAAGCUGUUUAUGAUGGAGGCUGCCAUGUUCUUGGGGUUAUUCCAACAGCUCUUAUGCCUCUCGAGAUAUCCGGCCAGACUGUGGGCGAAGUAAAAUCAGUUUCUGACAUGCAUGAGCGUAAAGCGGAAAUGGCCCGACAAGCUGAUGCUUUUAUUGCUCUUCCGGGAGGAUAUGGAACCAUGGAAGAGCUUUUGGAGAUGAUAACAUGGUCACAGCUCGGAAUUCACAGCAAACCGGUCGGUCUAUUGAAUGUUGAUGGUUACUACAAUUCCUUGCUUGCAUUGUUCGACAAUGGUGUCGCGGAAGGUUUCAUCAAGCCAUCUGCUCGGCAUAUCGUUCUCUCUGCUCCAACUGCGAAAGAACUGAUUGUGAAGAUGGAGAUUUACAGCUUGCUCAGAGCUUCAGCAUCAGCCACGUAGAGAUUGAGAGAGAUUUUCUCAUGAUCAUCAACACUAUCAAAGGGAUUCGUGCACGAGCAUGGGAGGUGGCCACCAUUGUUCUCAAGGAGUUGUUCAACCAUUUUUUCUGUUGGAAGAUGAAGAACAUUCAUCGUCAAGGGAAUGAUGCUGUCAAUAUCCAGGUGAUUAUCAAAUCAGUAACUAUAACUUAGCCCCCACCAUGUAUUUUGUAAUAGUUUGUUUUUAAAGAACACCUGUAUUGAAUUGAAAUUUUCUUA